CAAUGGAAUGAAUAGACCGUAAAUAGGAGCCAAUGGGAGGCGGAGGGCGCAUAUAAAAGCGGUGAGUCCUGUAAUCCGCAGCAGCAGCACCAGAACCGCUUGAGAAUCUCAUCGGGACGGAACCAAGGUCAGCAGGAUGCCGUUCGGAAAUUCCCACAACCAGGUGAAGAUGCGCUUCUCUUCGGACGAAGAGUUCCCCGACCUGCGCGCUCACAAUAACCACAUGGCUAAGGUGCUCACGCCCGACAUGUACGCGCGCCUGCGUGACAAGGAGACACCCAGCGGAUUCACCUUGGACGAUGUCAUUCAGACUGGUGUGGACAACCCAGGUCACCCUUUCAUCAUGACGGUGGGUUGCGUGGCUGGGGAUGAGGAGACCUACGAGGUGUUCAAGGACCUGUUGGACCCUGUGAUUGAGGACCGCCAUGGGGGAUACAAACCCACAGACAAGCACAAGACGGACCUGAACCCAGAAAACUUGCAGGGGGGUGAUGACCUGGAUCCCAACUACGUGCUGAGUUCUAGGGUCCGGACAGGUCGAAGCAUUCGUGGCUUCUGCCUGCCCCCCCACUGUAGCCGUGGAGAACGGCGCGCCAUCGAACAGUUGUCCAUCCAAGCUCUGGACUCCCUUGAGGGGGACUUGAAGGGGAAGUACUACGCCCUAAAGAACAUGACUGACGAGGAGCAGCAGCAGCUUAUUGAUGAUCACUUCUUGUUUGACAAGCCCGUCUCUCCUCUGCUGCUGUCGUCUGGCAUGGCUCGUGACUGGCCGGAUGGCCGUGGCAUUUGGCACAAUGACAACAAGACCUUCUUGGUGUGGGUCAAUGAGGAGGACCACCUGCGGGUCAUUAGCAUGCAGAAAGGGGGCAACAUGCGGGAGGUGUUCAAUCGCUUCUGCACUGGUCUCACUAAGAUCGAGGAGCUCUUCAAGGAGCAAGGACACGAGUUCAUGUGGAACGAGCACCUGGGCUACGUCCUGACCUGCCCCUCCAACCUUGGGACGGGGCUGAGGGCCGGCGUGCACGUCAAGCUGCCCAACCUUAGUAAGCACGAGAAGUUCGGGGAAGUCCUGAAAAGGCUGCGGCUGCAAAAGAGAGGAACCGGGGGGGUGGACACUGCAGCUGUGGGGGGAGUUUUUGACAUCUCCAAUGCAGAUCGCCUGGGCUUCUCUGAGGUGGAGCUGGUCCAGAUGGUGGUGGAUGGGGUCAACCUGCUGGUCAGCAUGGAGAAGUGCCUGGAGGCUGGUGAGGGCAUUGAUGACCUCAUGCCUGAACAGAAGUGAACUGUCCUGCAGGAACAAAACCUCCACUUUCACUCGACCCCUCCUCACUAAUCAGAAACGUCCUGAUGCUGCAGGACCUUAGACCGCUGUUAGACCUCAGUCUUCCAACAUGUGAAGGGUUUUCUAUUUCCUGUCUGCACCUGUUGGAGUUCCAAACCAUAAUAAAGUCUCUGUGGCCCAAACCGAGCGCCAACGCUU
This is a messenger RNA of Oryzias latipes (Japanese medaka), 1480 nucleotides long. RefSeq names its product creatine kinase B-type. NCBI's taxonomy places the organism in Eukaryota, Metazoa, Chordata, Actinopteri, Beloniformes, Adrianichthyidae. Gene Ontology annotation, biological process: phosphocreatine biosynthetic process. Gene Ontology annotation, molecular function: creatine kinase activity. The record is from RefSeq and is a predicted model, not a curated record.